AUGGGUCGUGGCGAGUAUCGAACUGCCGAUUCUUUUUCAGGAAAGUGGGGUGCUAUGAGGACGAAGGUUAGCAAUUUCAACAACAUAUAUACUAAUCUCAUCAACAGUAGUCGAAGAAAAAGUGGUACGAGCGACGUCGAUGUCAUGACACAAGCCCAUAACGACUAUAGAAUGUACCAUGGGCAUAUGUUUACGUUGGUAACCACAUGGGAGCUUCUUCGCAAAUCUCCAAAGUGGCAUCUUGUAGCACCGUUCGACCCAACCCGCCCUAGAUCCAAACGGUCCAAAUCGACAUCCACCACCGAACCAUCUGGGUCCGAUGCUCGUACAACAAUUAAUCUAAACGACGAUGCUGACGAGUUUGAAGAACCAGAAGAGCUGCCUCGUCCAACUGGUAGGGAUAAAAGUAAGACAGCGACACGUGGAAAGUCUACUACAUCAGAUGGCCCAUCAAAGUUGAGCGAGUUCGAGGCAAGUCUCAACAAAAUAAUCUACAUUAGGGAAAAAGACCAACAAAUGAGAAUGGAGAAACAAAUCCAAAAAGACAUGGAGUUUCUCGCAAACGAUGUGCCAAAUCUACCAGAGGAGGACCGAAUCAUUUUGGAGGCUCGUAAGACACAAAUUCAGGCAAAAUAUAUGUAG
Molecule: messenger RNA, 642 nt
Organism: Helianthus annuus (common sunflower)
Lineage: Eukaryota; Viridiplantae; Streptophyta; Magnoliopsida; Asterales; Asteraceae
Exons: 1
Coding region: 1-642 (213 amino acids)
Source: RefSeq, a predicted model, not a curated record